Molecule: messenger RNA, 2297 nt
Organism: Quercus robur (English oak)
Lineage: Eukaryota; Viridiplantae; Streptophyta; Magnoliopsida; Fagales; Fagaceae
Product: F-box/kelch-repeat protein At1g55270-like
Exons: 2
Coding region: 829-2115 (428 amino acids)
Molecular function (GO): protein binding
Source: RefSeq, a predicted model, not a curated record
UUUUUAUAUGCUUGUUUAUGUUUUCUGCAGAAAAACAAAACAACCACCAAAAUGUCAUCUUUCAAAAAAAAAAGGCACACGCUUUCCUCUCCUCCUUUAAUGGUUUAGGUUUGCUUUUCUCUCUCUCUCUCUCUCUCUCUCUCUUCUUGAACACACUCUUGUGCUUGGUAGGUUGUGCCGUUGAAGUGAUGGGCCCAAAACUCCACUGAAGAUUUAAUGGUGAGAGGGGUCUCUAUCCAUCUUUCAGUGCUCUCUCUCUUUGCCCCCAUUUUCCUACUGUCUCGCAUUUGGGUUUUUUUUUUUUUUUUCUUUUCUCUUUGAAAAAAUAAGAUCUUGGGGUUUUAUAUUCUCUGUCUGAAGGCUAUGGGAGCUGACUUCCCGAGGCUUUGGCACAUGCUUUUCUGAUUUUUGGACAUGGGUUUUGGAGAUAAUGUGGUAAUGAUGUUGAGUUUGUGUGUUUUGUUGGUCAACUUUGGUUGACUUUGGUUUAUGGGGUUUGCUUCUUCAAUGCGUUCAGCUUCUGAUUCUCUCCUUUGGUUGGGUUUUGAGCUGUCUGCGACUUCUAUUGAGCUUUGCGUUUGAUUCUGGAGGUGGGUUUUGGAGGAUUCAGAGGUUAACUUUACUGGAUAAUUAAAGAGUGGAUUUUAUGUUCUUGUCUUGAAGGUAGAGUUUGGAGCUUGGACCUGAAAAGUGAUAGUUGGGUUUUGUGUUGAGUUAUGCAUUUGGUACGUCUGUGUCUUAAGUUUAUGAUGAUUGAGAGAUAGGUACUUGAUUUUGGAGGUGGGGUUCUGAUAAAUCUGGUGUUGGCAAGUCCUUCAAAGAGGAGAAAUGGACAGAAUGAUUCAACCUCCUUUGGUUGAUACAACAGCAUGUCUAUGUAGAGUAGAUGCAGGCCUCAAAACUGUUGCAGGAGCAAAAAAAUAUGUUCCAGGGUCAAAGCUCUGUCUUCAGCCUGACAUUAAACCAUCCAUUCAUCCAACAAGGAGCAAGCCAUCACGCGGUGACAGGAGCCGAAACCAAUCCCCUCUGCUUCCAGGACUACCUGAUGAUCUUGCUAUUGCCUGCCUAAUUCGGGUCCCAAGGGUUGAGCAUCGCAAACUCAGGCUGGUCUGCAAAAGAUGGUAUCGUCUUUUGGCAGGAAACUUCUUUUACUCACUCCGCAAGAGCCUUGGAAUUGCAGAAGAAUGGAUAUAUGUCAUUAAGAGAGACCGAGAUGGGAAAAUAUCAUGGCAUGCCUUUGAUCCUAUAUACCAGCUUUGGCAGCCCCUCCCUCCUGUGCCUAAGGAAUAUUCUGAAGCCCUUGGGUUUGGUUGUGCUGUUCUAAGCGGCUGUCACCUCUAUUUGUUUGGUGGCAAAGACCCACUAAAGGGAUCAAUGAGACGAGUUAUUUUUUAUAGUGCCAGGACAAAUAAAUGGCACCGUGCCCCGGAUAUGCUUCGUCGGCGACAUUUCUUUGGCUCAUGUGUCAUAAACAAUUGCUUGUAUGUAGCAGGUGGAGAGAAUGAGGGUGUGCACCGGUCCUUGAGAUCAGCUGAAGUCUAUGACCCUAACAAGAAUCGGUGGUCCUUUAUUGCGGAUAUGAGCACUGCAAUGUUGCCCUUUAUUGGGGUUGUCUAUGAGGGCAAGUGGUUUUUGAAGGGGCUUGGUUCUCAUAGACAGGUUCUAAGUGAGGUAUACCAACCAGAAACUGACAGCUGGGACUCUGUUUAUGAUGGAAUGGUUACAGGCUGGAGGAACCCAAGUACUUCCCUUAACGGGCACCUUUAUGCUUUGGACUGUAAGGAUGGCUGCAAACUUAGGGUCUAUGAUGAAGAAACUGAUUCCUGGAGCAAGCAUAUUGACAGUAAAAUGCAUUUGGGGAAUUCUAGGGCUUUGGAGGCAGCUGCUCUUCUUCCCCUUAAUGGAAAAUUGUGUAUCAUAAGAAAUAAUAUGAGCAUUUCUCUGGUUGAUGUUUCAAAAACAGAAGAUGCAAGGGGGCCGACAGCUGAACAUUUAUGGGAAACUAUAGCAGGGAAAGGACAGUUCAAAACUAUGGUCACAAAUCUCUUGUCCAGCCUUGCGGGCAGGAGCCGCCUGAAAAGUCACAUUGUGCACUGCCAGGUUCUUCAAGCUUAGGGCUGUAUAUCAGAACCACAGGUGCUCUGAACUUUUUGAUGUCUCUAUGUAUUUUAUGGGCUAUAACGUGCACAGAAAGCUAAAACCUUGCCUAAUUCGUUGUUGUUGAUGCACAUAGAUCUGUUGUUGUAGGUUCAUAUUGAAAGUAGAAAUCAUGUUUACCAUGAGGGGUUCUAGAUGGA